AGACCGGUAUGCACGGGUGCUCAUAGAGAGACAGACAAGUGCGAACAGGUGUUCAUAGAGAGGCAGACAGGUGCGCACGGGUGCUCAUCGAGAGACAGACAGGUGCGCACGGGUGCUCAUAGAGAGACAGACAGGUGCGCACAGGGUGCUCAUAGAGAGACAGACAGGUACACACUAGUGCUCAUAGAGAGACAGACAGGUGCUCAUAGAGAGACAAACGUGCUCAUAGCGAGACAGACAAGUGCGCACAGGUGCUCAUAGAGAGACAGACAAGUGCGCACAGGUGCUCAUAGCGAGACAGACAAGUGCGCACAGGUGCUCAUAGCGAGACAGACAGGUGCUCAUAGAGAGACAGACAAGUGCGCACGGGUGCUCAUAGAGAGACAGACAAGUGCGCACGGGUGCUCAUAGAGAGACAGACAUGUGCGCACAGGUGCUCAUAGAGAGACAGACAUGUGCGCACAGGUGCUCAUAGAGAGACAGACAUGUGCGCACAGGUGCUCAUAGAGAGAUAGACACCGCCUGGUACGGCAACUGCUCCGCCCUCAACCGUAAGGCUCUCCAGAGGGUAGUGAGGUCUGCACAACGCAUCACCGGGGGCAAACUACCUGCCCUCCAGGACACCUACACCACCUGAUGUUACAGGAAGGCCAUAAAGAUCAUCAAGGACAUCAACCACCUGAGCCACUGCCUGUUCACCCCGCUAUCAUCCAGAAGGCGAGGUGGCGAAUCGCAUCUCUGCAUGUCUGGCAGACAUAUCAGUGUGGAUGACGGAUCACCACCUCAAGCUGAACCUCGGCAAGACGGAGCUGCUCUUCCUCCCGGGGAAGGACUGCCCGCUCCAUGAUCUCGCCAUCACGGUUGACAACUCCAUUGUUUCCUCCUCCCAGAGCGCUAAGAACCUUGGCGUGAUCCUGGACAACACCCUGUCGUUCUCAACUAACAUCAAGGUGGUGGCCCGUUCCUGUAGGUUCAUGCUCUACAGCAUCCGCAGAGUACGCCCCUGCCUCACACAGGAAGCGGCGCAGGUCCUAAUCCAGGCACUUGUCAUCUCCCGUCUGGAUUACUGCAACUCGCUGUUGGCUGGGCUCCCUGCCUGUGCCAUUAAACCCCUACAACUCAUCCAGAACGCCGCAGCCCGUCUGGUGUUCAACCUUCCCAAGUUCUCUCACGUCACACCGCUCCUCCGCUCUCUCCACUGGCUUCCAGUUGAAGCUCGCAUCCGCUACAAGACCAUGGUGCUUGCCUACGGAGCUGUGAGGGGAACGGCACCGCAGUACCUCCAGGCUCUGAUCAGGCCCUACACCCAAACAAGGGCACUGCGUUCAUCCACCUCUGGCCUGCUCGCCUCCCUACCACUGAGGAAGUACAGUUCCCGCUCAGCCCAGUCAAAACUGUUCGCUGCUCUGGCCCCCCAAUGGUGGAACAAACUCCCUCACGACGCCAGGACAGCGGAGUCAAUCACCACCUUCCGGAGACACCUGAAACCCCACCUCUUCAAGGAAUACCUAGGAUAGGAUAAAGCAAUCCUUCUCACCCCCCCC
This is a messenger RNA of Oncorhynchus masou masou (cherry salmon), 1544 nucleotides long. RefSeq lists its product as uncharacterized. The transcript has 2 exons. The record is from RefSeq and is a predicted model, not a curated record. Bases 768 to 1517 code for a protein of 249 amino acids. Lineage: Eukaryota; Metazoa; Chordata; Actinopteri; Salmoniformes; Salmonidae.